GCUGUCAUCGAAAUUUUUAGUGUUUUUAGUCAUCAUUUUUUGUAAAUUCUAGUCUCUUUAAUACUAGUGAUGCUUACAAAUUGGUUAUUCCUUAUUCUGUGUAUACCCAAUGUUAAACCGCCCCGGACGUGCCGGAUAAACGCCAGAACCUUAGGGGAACCUCUCCCUGUUAUAAUACGCAACGGACAGCUCUUGGAGCCCACUGAUAAAUAUGGCAACGUCGACAUGGAAGAAGGGGAGGUCCUCACCCUGAGUUGUGUCAAUAAUCAUCUACUCCACCCGAAUGCCAACCAAAAUCUCGUCACGGCUAACAUAAGAUGUAUGGCCGACACUACCUUCAGCAACGAGCAGUGGCUGACGUCGCCCUCGGAGUUCGCAUACUUCAGGUGUAAUCACCACCCCGACCACAGCAGUCUGCGGACCUUCAGAACUUGCUACGCCGGCCACCCCGUAAUAGAGGUCGGGUAUAAAGUAGACAAUAUAUUUUACGCGCAAUACGAGUCGUGCUUUGACGAAAGGAGAAUGAAUCCUAUUUACACGAAAUAUACCCAGAAGCCCUACAACGCCAACUAUCAGCCGGGAGUGAGCAGAUUGUAUUUCAUCGACGACGGUCCGUACUACGGUACCAUCCCCGUCCACUCGUCCUCCUCGCUUUUCUCCCCAUGGAACCAGAAGAGUGCCGUCGCUCGGAGGGUGGGGUCGGUAAUAAACCAAUAUAUUGACCGUCACAACGAGCUCUCCCGAGGUCAUUUAGCCUCGAAGACCGACUUCGUGUUCGCGUUCGGGCAGCGUGCGUCGUUCCACUACGUGAACUGUGCGCCCCAGUGGAAGGACUUCAACGGCGGCAACUGGAAUACCCUGGAAGUGGACCUCCGCAAUCACAUACACAACGAGGACUACGAGACAGUCAUCUAUACCGGCACGUACGGGGUCACCGAGCUCGCCAACGACGCCGGAGUGAGAGUCGAAAUAUUCCUCGAGAGGUAUAACAACGUCGAUGUGAUUCCGAUCCCGCAGUAUUUUUAUAAAGUCGUCUACGAGCCCAGCACGGGGCGAGGGGUAGCUUUCGUGGGCCUCAACAAUCCUCAUUACAGUUUGAGGGAGGCGGAGCGCCUGGAAUUUUGCGAGAAUGUUUGUGAGAAUAGACGUUAUAGAUGGUUAACCUGGGAUCCAGAAGAUCUGCACGAAGGGUACUCGUUUUGCUGCACAGUGCCAGAUUUCAGGAACACUGUGCGACAUCUGCCGGACUUUGAAGUGACGGGUUUAUUUGUUUAGGAACGAUGAGGUCAAAUAAAUUGUUGCAUUUUUU
Molecule: messenger RNA, 1309 nt
Organism: Aricia agestis (brown argus)
Lineage: Eukaryota; Metazoa; Arthropoda; Insecta; Lepidoptera; Lycaenidae
Exons: 1
Coding region: 70-1275 (401 amino acids)
Biological process (GO): apoptotic DNA fragmentation
Cellular component (GO): nucleus; mitochondrial inner membrane
Molecular function (GO): RNA endonuclease activity; nucleic acid binding; single-stranded DNA endonuclease activity
Source: RefSeq, a predicted model, not a curated record